UUUACUGAGCUGAGGUUGUGCUGCACUACAGUCGGUUUUUAUAAUAGAAGCAUAAUGGUCGCAAUGUAUGGCAGUAUCAUUUUAGCGCCGUUACUCUUGAGUACAGUAGUCCAUGCUACUGUCAAUGUGAAAGUAGGCAUGCUACACCUGUCGGAUUGUAAGGAGCCCCCGGUGUUGAUAAGCAAGUACUCCCUUUUGCCGGCGGCUCAGAUCGCCUUCGAAACCGUCGCGAAACGCCUGGAAAGGGGUGUGUACAAGAACUUCAGCAUGACGCACGUAAGCACUGAUGAGUGUUGUACACGCCCAGUACGGUCUAGUGGGGCCCUGGCAUCUUCGAUGUACCACGAUGACGGCGUGGAUGCCUUCCUGGGGCCGGCUGUUAGCCCCGAUAUGGCUGCUGUAGCUGACAUGGCCGCCUACUGGAAUCUUCCGGUCUUGGCCGGGGCAGCCACUUCCACGCUCCUGGAUGACAAGACGCGCUUCCCGACCCUGACUCGCGCGUGUCCGGGCAUGGGGCCCAUGGUGCAGUUCAUGACUGCCGUGCUCCGUCAUCUGGGUUUGACCAGCUGUGCCAUACUCCGCGGACUGCCAGUAGAUGUGUACUACCGCCGCGAUCUCCCGGACGCCGUGUUCGCAGGCCUGGAGAGGAAUGGAAUAAUUGUGGUCGAGGUGUACGCAGACCAAUUUGAUACUUUGGAUAAAGCUCUAGAGAAGGUUGCUUCUUUCUCCAAGGUUAUCUUCAUCAGUGCCUCCCCGGUACGUGACAUCAUGGUCCACGCGCAUCGUCUGGGUCUCACUCGGGGCUCGCAUGUGUUUCUAAACUGGAUCCCGUUCGAGCACUCGCCAUGGCAGACGAGCUCCCAGUUCGAAAACAACGAUGCGGAGACAGUUGAAGCACUGAAGGCGUUGUUGAUGAUGCGGUACCAUGUUCCUGAUACCCCCGUGUACCAUGCGUUCCAGCGUGAGUUGAAAGAUCGCCAGCUGACCUUAUACGGGCGUGAAUUAGGCAGUGGGGAAAAUCUGUUUGCUGCUGCGACCUACGAUGCUGUUCUGAUUUACGCCGAUGUGAUCAAUGAAAUUGUGGCCGAGGGUGGCGACGUAAGGGAUGGACGAGUAGUGACAAAGAAAAUGUGGGACCGAACAUUCCAGGGUGUAACCGGCGCAGUUCGCAUCAGCGCCAAUGGGGAUCGCCUCGGGGUGUGUGACCUAGUACUGGAUAUGACGGACACCAAGAAGGGAACGUUCGAUGUUAUUGGUACGUUCGAUGAGGCCACUGGAGCCAUCAUAGUUCAUGAGCCCAUCAAAUGCCUUGGAGGAAAGGCACCCACGGGCUAACUAACUGACCAAACACCAACAACUUGGGCCUCUUGAAUAAUCAUGUACAUAAUUAGUGAUCACGUGACCGUCAAGUUGCGAACAAGCGAGUGUCUUCAAGAUUUGAAUAUUUAUCACGCUGUGUGGAUGGAAGACACUUAUUUCUCGUAGUGUUUUCCCUUCAAUUAAACUUAUCCCAACCAAAGCAAAUACUUGAUGAACUUAUGAACAUAGGUUUGAGCCACAGAUCUUGCGAUCCAUAGUUCAUUCCUGUGGCAGCUCGACGAAAGCCAUUCUUUGAAAUGCUUUAAUGUACACCCAUUACUGAGCGACGUCAUUGUUAUUUUCUUAUGAAUAAACAUCAAACUAGCUGAAUAAUCAUGAUCCAUUGACGAUGUGUGCUGCAGAUAAAAACACCGCUUCCGGCGUCACUGAUUCGCGUCAAAAUUUUGAAUGCACAAUUUUUUAAAAACCUGGCAGCCAUAAUUAGAAUUUAGUUUAGAACCAGUCAUAAUUAUGCGCACUAUUACAGUUUUGUGCACGAUAGGCCCAGUUGGAAGGACAAAGGCUUUUAAACAACCGUUGAGAUACAAACCAUUACGACAUACUUGGCUUUUCUUGCAUGUAUUAAACUUUAAUUUUCUGAAUUUGGUGAAGGUUAUGUUUUUUUUCAGUUUUGCAUAUUUUCGGUUUUGCAUAUAAUUGGUUCUCUGAUAGGUCUACUGAGAACAGCACUAAAUUAGUAAUAAGUUCUGGAUGUUUUAAGAAAUUUGGGUCUUAGUUUAAUAAUACAGUCUGUUACAAAUGCUUAUCGGCGAUAAUUUCAGCAGAUUACACGCACGCUUUUCAGCCAUUUAUAUAAUGAGAAUAGACCUUAUGCGCGGCGGCCAUCUUGAAGGGCAUCUUUUGUUAUUAUAAUUCAGUAACAACGCACAAAGUUUCACUCAUGCAUAUCUCAGCCAAACAGAGGCAUUGCCCUCUAAGAUGGCUGCUGACGCAUAAGGUCUAUG
Molecule: messenger RNA, 2324 nt
Organism: Patiria miniata (bat star)
Lineage: Eukaryota; Metazoa; Echinodermata; Asteroidea; Valvatida; Asterinidae
Product: atrial natriuretic peptide receptor 3-like
Exons: 6
Coding region: 55-1335 (426 amino acids)
Cellular component (GO): membrane
Molecular function (GO): signaling receptor activity; peptide hormone binding
Source: RefSeq, a predicted model, not a curated record